Molecule: messenger RNA, 1087 nt
Organism: Anoplophora glabripennis (Asian longhorned beetle)
Lineage: Eukaryota; Metazoa; Arthropoda; Insecta; Coleoptera; Cerambycidae
Product: calcium-binding and coiled-coil domain-containing protein 2
Exons: 3
Coding region: 138-926 (262 amino acids)
Source: RefSeq, a predicted model, not a curated record
CGUCACGUGACAUCUUUGUUUUGUAUUGUGUUGUGCAAAUUUUCUUGGAAAGUAUAAUAAUUCGCAAGGCAAUAUCGAACUUUAUUUAUCAUCUUUAAAUUGCAAGACUUGCACUGCCAUCACUUUUUAUUAAAAGUAUGGCUGGUGAAAGCAUAGAAUCGAACUUUGUGUCUAUGAGACAAGCUGUGGAAUUUAUAGACGUCUUGGACCAGUAUUCCUACAACGAGAACUUACAGUGCACCUAUAAAUUCAAUGAUUACACUCCCCAAGAAGGAGAUAGAGUAGCUAUAUUUAAGCUGGGAUGGAAUUUCGUGAAAGACUAUGUAGUAUUCGAAUGGGUACCCACUGGAAGCAAUAAAGACAAGGAACACGUAAUCUUCAAAAAGCACGUCCUUCCAAAGAACAGUGAAAUUUACCAGAUCUGUUACAUCAGCGGGGAAAAUGUUUUGCAAGGGGCAAGUUCUCCGUUCCAAUUUGCGGCAGAAGUAAUUCCUAUGACGCAAAGCAGUAUGUCUAUCGUAUCUGGAGAAGAUGUAUGUGACAGGACAAUAUCGGACAACCAGGAUGAAUUACGUAAGUUAAAAGAAGAAAACGAAAUGUUACGCACGUCCCUAAAAGCCGUGAUUUUCCAAAAAAAUGGACGGGGCGCUAAGAACUACGACUCCGAGAUCAGCGAUUUAAGAAAAAUUACUGACAGUUUAAAAGAGGCCCUGGCCCAGCAGCAAAAAGAGAUAAACAUGCUGAAAGUGAAGAUUACAAAUGGCGGAGAAGAGUACAGGAAAUUGUAUUUGGAGAAGGUUAAGGUUGAAAAGAAGUACGAUAAAUUGAGGAAUAAAAUGGAGGAUACUGGGAAAACGGUUUCGGAAGCGGUUAACUUUGAUAUCGGCGAUUUAAAGUCUAUACCGCCUUUCCCGUUUUCAAAAUAAUUUUAUUUGCUGAUAUGACGCAUAAUACCUAGGAGUAUUUGUAUAUUUUGUAUAUAUUUGUCUAGAUUCCCGACACGCCGCUAUUUCACCAUUGUGAUCUUUAAAACGUAGUAAAAUAGGAAUAUAAUUUAUGAAUUAAUAAAAAUAAAAUGAAUAUUUAA